Molecule: messenger RNA, 1173 nt
Organism: Monascus purpureus
Lineage: Eukaryota; Fungi; Ascomycota; Eurotiomycetes; Eurotiales; Aspergillaceae
Source: the annotation of a GenBank genome assembly
AUGAGGUCCAGAAUCGUCGACUCGGGCUUGCCGUCAUUCAAUGCGCCCUUUACAGCCUGUGCCAAGCGUUCGUGCUUGAGCUCGUCCAUUUCUCGACCUGCUAGUCGCCGUGUCUCUUCCUCUUCCUCUUCUGUCUCUGCUUCUGCUCCCGAACCCCCGAAACGGCGUCUAUGGCUACGUCUUACUAUGCUGACUGCCACGGCAGCAGGUGUUGGCGCUUACGUUAGGUGGCUGCAAGAUUCCGGGAAGUCCACUCUGAACCCAUUCAGCUUCACCAAAUACUACCUUGUCUCCAAGGAACCGGUGUCUUCGACCUGCAGCAUUUUCGUCUUCAAACCUGCCAAUGCUGAUGGCAAUUGCGAAUUAUACGAGAAGGCGUGGCGGGCAGGAGUAUGGAGCGUGAUGUUCAAACAGCCACAACUGCAAAUUGCAAGAGACUACACUCCCCUUCCUCCGACUUCGUCGAUGACGUCGCAGGAAGAUGGUUCUCUACACUUCCUUAUUCGCAGAGAUCCCCAUGGCGAAGUCUCGCGGUAUUUGCAUGCUCUUGACUUAUGGACCGCAGUUGAAAUGCGAGGGCCACAGGUCGAGUGCGAAAUACCAUCAACCAUCCGAGACGUUCUUUUUAUCGCUGGCGGUACUGGAAUUGCUCCGGCUCUUCAGGCUGGCCAUACGCUGCUUAGCCGCACUGAUGGUUCUAGGAAACCAAGGAUACAUAUACUUUGGGCGAGUAGAAGAAGAGAGGACUGUCUGGGAGGAGUGAGCGAUACCAAGGCCACUGUGAAACCGAAGUCUUGGUUCUCUGGCUUCAUUAGAUCAGCAGAAGCAGAUCCUGCCCUUGGAGGUUCUCAAGAUAAGAAUACCUCUUCCUCGUUUAUUGUACGGGAGCUUGAAGCUCUCAAAUCCCAAUACCCGGACCAAAUUACGGUGGAUUACUUUGUUGAUGAGGAGGGCACGUCUAUCGGGAAGCAGACGAUUUCGGAUGUCAUUCAAUCUACAUAUGCUUCAAGUCCGUCCUCCGACAGCAAGCUGAUUAUGGUGUCUGGCCCGGAUGGAUUUAUUGGCUAUAUGGCAGGGCCAAAAGUCUGGGCGCAAGGAAUGGAACUUCAGGGUCCGCUCCAGGGUGUCAUCAAGGAGCUUGAUCUAAAAGAUUGGGCUGUAUGGAAGCUUUGA